ACCAGGCCCAGGGCCGCGGGAAACAAGGCCCUUUCCCUCGCCGAGGCACCCGUGUCAGCAUUCUGGUCUGGGCCAAGGCUGUCGCAGCACCCGCCAUCAUGCCAUCGCGCCUUCGCGCCUCCGAGAAAAGCCUCCUAGCGGGGUCACGCCCCCUUCCAGAGGUCCACUUGCAUCGUCCUCUCGCAAAGCAGGUGUGUCCGUUCUGGCCUUCGGGUCAGGUGUGGGGACCUCCAGAGGCCAAAGCCAACUCCGAUUCGGAAGGCUAGGAACUCGGCUCCUCCCCCAGCACGAGGCCCGCCCCUUCCCGAAGGUCACUGGCACCGAACUCUCUCCGAAGGGAACCGAAGCUGUGGCCCCUCCCAUCUCCGUCCGAAGCUCUGGCUCCAUCUACUGCCGAACACAGACCUUCAGUAUUCGACUACUUCCGAAGAACUCCGAAGCACUUAGCUCCGCCUCCAAGCUGUCUCCCGCCGCCUUCUGAACGCUGUCCAGGCCCCGCCCUCUUCCCAGACCAUGUCGCCCGAAGAAUGGACAUAUCUAGUGGUUCUUCUUAUCUCCAUCCCCAUCGGCUUCCUCUUUAAGAAAGCUGGACCUGGGCUCAAGAGAUGGGGGGCAGCUGCUGUGGGCCUGGGGCUCACCUUGUUCACCUGUGGCCCCCACACUUUGCACUCUCUGGUCACCGUCCUUGGGACCUGGGCCCUCAUUCAGGCCCAGCCCCGCUCCUGCCACUCCCUGGCCUUAGCCUGGACCUUCUCCUACCUCCUGUUCUUCCGCGCACUCAGCCUGCUGGGUCUGCCCACUCCCACGCCCUUCACCAAUGCUGUCCAGCUGCUGCUGACGCUGAAGCUGGUAAGCCUGGCUAGCGAGGUACAGGAACUGCACCUGGCCCAGAGGAAGGAAAUGGCCUCAGGCUUCAACAAGGGGCCCAGCCUGGGUCUGCUGCCCAACGUUCCCUCUCUGAUGGAGACGCUCAGCUACAGCUACUGCUACGUGGGAAUCAUGACAGGCCCGUUCUUCCGCUACCGCACGUACCUGGACUGGCUGGAGCAGCCCUUCCCCGACGCAGUGCCCAGCCUGCGGCCCCUGCUGCGCCGCGCCUGGCCGGCCCCGCUCUUUGGCCUGCUCUUCCUGCUGUCCUCGCACCUCUUCCCGCUGGAGGCCGUGCGCGAGGACGCGUUCUACGCCCGCCCGCUGCCCGCCCGCCUCUUCUACAUGGUCCCCGUCUUCUUCACCUUCCGCAUGCGCUUCUACGUGGCCUGGAUUGCGGCUGAGUGCGGCUGCAUUGCCGCCGGCUUCGGGGCCUACCCUGUGGCCGCCAAAGCCCGGGCCGGGGCCGGCCCCACCCUCCAAUGCCCACCCCCCAGCAGUCUGGAGAAGGCGGCUGCCCUGGAGUACGACUAUGAGACCAUCCGCAACAUCGACUGCUACCACACAGACUUCUGCGUGCGGGUGCGGGAGGGCAUGCGGUACUGGAACAUGACGGUGCAGUGGUGGCUGGCGCAGUACAUCUACAAGAGUGCGCCCACCAGCUCCUAUGUCUUCAGGAGCGCCUGGACCAUGCUGCUGAGCGCUUACUGGCACGGCCUGCACCCUGGCUACUACCUGAGCUUCCUGACCAUCCCGCUGUGCCUGGCAGCCGAGGGCCGGCUGGAGUCGGCACUGCGGUGGCGGCUGGGCCCGGGCGGCCAGCAGGCCUGGGACUGGGUGCACUGGUUCCUGAAGAUGCGGGCCUAUGACUACAUGUGCAUGGGCUUCGUGCUGCUCUCCAUGGGCGACACCCUCCGCUACUGGGCCUCCAUCUACUUCUGCAUCCACGUCCUGGCCCUGGUGGCCCUGGGCCUUGGGCUGGCUUUGGGUGGGGGCAGCCCCAGCAGGCGGAAGACAGCGUCCCAGGCCACCAGCCUUGCCCCGGAAAAGCUCCGGGAGGAGUAAGCUGCCGACACGCCCUCUGGCGGUCGGGCCAGUUGCCAAGCUUCUGCCUGGGGAUUCUGUGAACCAGGCCGCUGCCUGCUUUCCCAGAAAGGGUCCGUGGUGUGGCUCAGGGCCUGGGGCCUGGGGAGGGUGCCUGUCUGCACUCAGUACCUGCCCCUCGCGGGCCGCAGCCACCAUUCUCUCGGGUUCCCUGCCCGCUGCACUGCCGGCUCCAGAAAGUGUUUCCCUCCUGCAAAAUCCAGAUGCUGUCUAGACGAGACUCGCUUUGUCCCUGCCAAGGUUUUCAGAGAGCUGAACUCUGGACUCCCCCAGACAGCAGGCACAGGCAGGCAAAGUCCCCUUCUCUGCGUCACAGUCGGGGGAGGAGCUCCAGAGUACGAGGAACCUCUUUCUUGUGGCCUUUGUCCCACUUUUAUGUCAUCGCAUCAGUGUGUCAGGCCUGGAAGGGAACAUAACCUUCCAUUUCACAAAGGGGAAACUGAGGCGCAGGUGAGCCGGCCUGGAGACUAUGAUUCCCGCAGCUGCCACCUGAGCCACCUCAGGGUCCCGGUGCUCCUGUAACUCUCUUGUCAUCCUGUGACCUGAGAUGGCAUCCGAGUGUGCUGCUCUGCUCCAAUAAAGUAUGUGGAAGUG
Artibeus jamaicensis (Jamaican fruit-eating bat) is the source of this 2565-nucleotide messenger RNA. RefSeq names its product membrane bound O-acyltransferase domain containing 7 (gene MBOAT7). Gene Ontology annotation, biological process: phosphatidylinositol biosynthetic process; lipid modification. The transcript has 9 exons. The coding region runs from base 514 to 1932 and encodes 472 amino acids. Gene Ontology annotation, molecular function: lysophospholipid acyltransferase activity. The record is from RefSeq and is a predicted model, not a curated record. Gene Ontology annotation, cellular component: mitochondria-associated endoplasmic reticulum membrane contact site; membrane. Lineage: Eukaryota; Metazoa; Chordata; Mammalia; Chiroptera; Phyllostomidae.